Messenger RNA from Danio aesculapii, 1801 nucleotides. RefSeq names its product sterile alpha motif domain-containing protein 3. The coding region runs from base 44 to 1564 and encodes 506 amino acids. The transcript is spliced from 5 exons. The record is from RefSeq and is a predicted model, not a curated record. NCBI's taxonomy places the organism in Eukaryota, Metazoa, Chordata, Actinopteri, Cypriniformes, Danionidae.
CAGUUUGUGAGCUGAUAUGCAGUGGAAAUAAUUUCACUUAGCCAUGUCAAUGACACUUCGCGUUAUUGUGCACGACAGUGACAUCCGGAAGGUUGUCAUAGAGGAAACACCAGCUGAUGCUGAUGCUUUAAAACAAGUGCUGCAGAAGAAACUGCAACUUGCAUACCCAUUCAACAUCCAGUAUGAAGACCCUUUUUUUAACAAUGCAUUAUGCAAUAUCAGUGACAUUAAUGACCUACCAGAGAGAGCGACGGUGAAAAUAAUUCCUCUGGACACAUCACCUUCCUCAAGUCAAGCUGACACCAUAAUUCUCUCAGGUUCUGAUACAUCAGAGCAGUUGUCUGCUGAACGACAGAUUGUAUGGCCAGAUGAGUUUGAGAUACCUAAAUUCUCGGUUAAUGUUGAGUAUCGUCUACGACAGGGAAACCUAGCUUUUAUGAAAGAUGGUACAACUGCUGACGUUGGAAGAGACAUAAAACAUGACAUACUGGAGGGGCUUGCUGGGGCCAUAUACACAUUUAGGGCCUAUCCAAGUGAUGAGGAUUUUACCCAAGUUGCUGCAGCUCUCAUCAAAACACACCCAUGUUUAACCGAACAGGGCUCCACAUCAGGCUUUGCUGGCUGGAAAAACAGUCUAAAGUUUAAAAUGGCCAACUACAGAUCAAAAAUGCGUAAAUCUGGCUGUAGUGAUGUUGCAAUUGGGGAGAAGAGAGGUGCAAUGAAGGCAACGAAGCAUCAAGGCAUCAAAAAACCCAGACGAUCUGAGUUGAAUUUCUUGCCAAACUUUCCUAAUGGUGAAGAUGAAGAAAGCCAAAAACGUACAAGAAUAGAACUUGUAGAAGAAAUGAAAAGGAGGCCUCUAAACAUGAGCUUGAUUGGCCAAAAGAUGGACAGUACAUUUGCCUUGAGACGAAAAGAAAUUGUCCACUCUGAACCUCUUGUCAGUGACAUCUUGGAAAAGUGGCCGGCACUUUUUUUGGAAAGCCAGAUCUUUGCAGAAUUCAAUCGAAUAUCAGGACGAAAUUUGAGAUCGGAGUUCUACACUGCAUUGGACACACACUCAGCUCGUUUGAUUGAAAUUUUCAAAAAAAGAGGAGGAAAUCAGGGAAAAAAACUAGAUGAGAUUUUGCAACAAGUUUUUUCUAAGUCAUCUGAUGUGACGGUUGUCCGCACCGCAGUUCUUCAGGGUCUUCCAGUCCUUUUGGGGGAUGAGUCUGAAGAUUUUUUCAGGAUGUGUUUUGAUGUGGAUGUAGAGGCUGACUUCAGUGGAGUAGAUGUUGGCCUGCUGACCGUCUUUUGUGAGGACAUGCCUGCCAGAUGUCCUAAUGACCUCAAUGUGGAUGCAAAGCGGGCUAUUAUACUGGAAGGAAAAGUGGUUAUGGACGAUGUCCCUACUUUGCCACACGCAGUAUGUCUCCUGUUUGCUUUGAUUUAUGCACUAAAUUUGGACUACCCAAAGACUAUGAGCAACACUUUUGAAUUUGUUCAACGUGUGAUGCUUUCACUGGGAGGGAAGAAUCUGAAACCAAAACUUCAGACCCUGAAAAAUCAGCUUUUUAGCUAAAUGUCAGUGUUUUUUCUGUGAGUGCCUAUAUGCUGCCGUGUUUUAUGUUGAAUGGUUCUGGCUCAAUGGCAUGUUUAAUUACAAAGCCUUUCACUAGGUAGGUAAAAUCUCAAAUCGAAACUUCAGACUUUUAAAAAUCAGCUUUAAGCUAAACAUCUGUUCCUCUGCAAGUGCCUAUAUGCUGCCAUUUUUCAAGGUGCUGGUGCAAUGCCAUGUUUAAUUGCACUAAUUUCAAGU